AUGUUCUCCUUUCCCGUCCUCAUCUUCACAGCCCUGGCGGGGGCAGGAACAGGAGCAGCAUCUUCCACUCCGCCAUCACUUCGCGAGUGUCUUGACGGGGCUGGUAUCCAGGACUACGCUUUCCCAAGCCACCCGCUGUACUCGCUUCUCAAGGUCAAGCGUUGGAAUCUGGACAUUGAUGUGACUCCCGCCGUGGUUACGGUGCCCGAGACGGCCGAGCAGAUAGCCGCUAUAGUGGCCUGCGCGCAGGAGAGGGGUCUGAAGGUACAGCCCAAGAGCGGAGGGCAUAGCUUUGGUAACUACGGUCUCGGCGGACACGACGGCGCGGUAGUCGUCGACCUCAAAAAGUUCCAACACUUUUCCAUGGACGAGAACACCCAUAUCGCCACCAUCGGCGCGGGCACUCGCCUCGGCGACGUGACGAAGAAGCUGCACUCGCACGGCGGCCGGGCCAUGAGCCAUGGGACCUGCCCGUCUGUCGGCAUCGGCGGGCAUGCCACGAUCGGCGGCCUGGGUCCGACCUCGCGCCAGUUCGGCUCGGCGCUGGACCACGUCGAGGCCGUCAUCGUCGUUCUCGCGGACGGCACCAUCACGCGCGCCUCGUGGACAGAGAACAAGGACCUGUUCUGGGCGCUCAAGGGAGCCGGCGCUAGCUUUGGCAUCAUCACUGAGUUUGUCGUCCGCACGGAGCCCGCGCCCGGCAACCUCGUGCAGUACUCUUUUGCGCUCCACCACGACGAUAAAUACGCCGACAUGGCCGAUGAAUUCAAGGCGUGGCAGCGUAUGAUAGCGGACCCGGCGCUGCCGCGCAAGCUGGCUAGCCAGGUUGUUGUGAACCAGCUCGGGAUGAUUGUGUCGGGCACAUACUAUGGCACGCAGGAGGAGUGGGAGUCACUCGCGGCCGAGCAUGAUUUCUUCCGCCGGCACAACCGCAAGGACGAGUACUUUGUGCUCAACGACUGGCUGGGCCACAUGGCGCACCUCGCAGAUGAGGCUGUGCUGCUCUUGGGCACCGGGCAGCCGACGCCCAUCUACUGCAAGUCCCUGGCCUUCACGAAUCAGACUCUCAUCCCGGAUGACACCAUCGACGACCUGUUCAAGUACUUUGACGACGCGCACAAAGGCAGCCCGCUGUGGUUCGCGUACUUUGACCUCGAGGGCGGUGCCGUCAACGACGUACCCCCCGAUGCGACGGCAUAUGCCCACAGAGACGCCCUGUUCUACAUGCAGAGCUACGUAAUUGGCCUUGACUGGGGUCGAGUGUCGCCCACGAGCAAGAAAUUCAUUCGUGGCAUCGCAGACACGAUCCAAAAGGGAUAUCCCAAGGGUGAGGAAUUCGGAGUAUAUGCAGGUUACGUCGACCCAGAGCUGGAGAAUGGGCAGAGGAGGUACUGGGGCAAAAACCUGCCGCGGUUGGAGCAGGUCAAGCUCAAGUACGACCCUGAGGAUGUAUUUUCCAACCCGCAAAGCGUGCAUCCGGCGGCGGUUAAGAUUGAGGGGAUGGCGGAGGGUCGGACAGAUGGUGCGAGUGCGUCGGUCAGUCACGACGAACUGUAG
Molecule: messenger RNA, 1557 nt
Organism: Colletotrichum chrysophilum
Lineage: Eukaryota; Fungi; Ascomycota; Sordariomycetes; Glomerellales; Glomerellaceae
Exons: 2
Coding region: 1-1557 (518 amino acids)
Molecular function (GO): oxidoreductase activity; FAD binding
Source: RefSeq, a predicted model, not a curated record